Molecule: messenger RNA, 378 nt
Organism: Aspergillus niger
Lineage: Eukaryota; Fungi; Ascomycota; Eurotiomycetes; Eurotiales; Aspergillaceae
Exons: 2
Coding region: 1-378 (125 amino acids)
Source: RefSeq, a predicted model, not a curated record
AUGGUUGGUUAUGAUACCCCUCAGCUGGGCUUGGCGAGGUUCGGUAAAAUAACGGAGUCAGCAUUAGCUGAACUGAGGAAGCUCAUAUCCCUACUAGUCAUGGUGGUUUCAAAAUUGAUUGAUCUUUUUAUCUCGAAGUGGUUAUCCGGAUUUCACGAGUUACUAAUAGCUAUUGCAACCUUUUCUAACUGCCAAUUACGACCUAGCCUAACUCUGUAUCAAAGGCAGCAAUCAAUAUCCAUUCUGGAAAAUAAGAUAGAGGUACAAGAUGCGAGCGUGUAUCCUCGACGCUUUGGCUCAACGUAUUAUGGUUGUGAUGAGGGGGUCCGUCGAAUGUACUCGACAAGUAGAAGGGAAAUAAACAAACCAGGGUUGUAG